Molecule: messenger RNA, 1835 nt
Organism: Triplophysa dalaica
Lineage: Eukaryota; Metazoa; Chordata; Actinopteri; Cypriniformes; Nemacheilidae
Product: arylsulfatase I
Exons: 3
Coding region: 1-1701 (566 amino acids)
Source: RefSeq, a predicted model, not a curated record
AUGGAUGCAUUGGUGUUGGGCUGCUGCUUGUGCUUUGUGCAUGGACUAAUAAACCCUACUGAGGGUUUAACUUCAGGAAGGGUUCUCCGCAAGGGAAAAGUUCCCCCACAUAUUGUUUUUGUGAUGGUAGAUGACCAAGGCUACAAUGACAUCGGGUACCAUGGCUCAGAGAUUCACACGCCAGUGUUGGACCAGCUUGCUGGUGAGGGGGUGAGGCUGGAAAACUACUACGUUCAGCCCAUCUGUUCUCCCUCACGUAGCCAGCUUAUGACUGGACGUUAUCAGAUUCAUACUGGGCUUCAACACUCGAUCAUCCGUGCACGUCAGCCCCUCUGCUUGCCGCUCGACGUAACUACACUCCCUGAGCGGCUAUGGCAGGCUGGCUACAGCACCCACAUGGUCGGAAAGUGGCAUUUGGGCUUCUGUCGACCUGAGUGUUUGCCAACCAGUCGUGGAUUUCAAAGCUUCCUCGGCUCACUGACGGGCAGCGGUGACCAUUUUACCUUCCAGAGCUGUGAUGGCGCAGAGGCUUGUGGAUUCGACUUGCAUGAUGGAGACCGGCCUGCCUGGGAGCUGAAAGGGAAUUACUCGACGAGACUUUACACAGAGAGAGUGAAGCAAAUACUGAGAAGUCACAAUCGGCGGAAGCCCCUGUUUCUAUAUGUUGCCCUCCAAGCUGUGCACACACCUUUACAGGCUCCUGCCCAUUUUCUCAGACUCUACCAGCACCUUGGCAAUAGACCCCGACGCCACUACGCCGCUAUGAUGAGUGCCGUGGACGAGUCUGUAGGGGAGAUUGUCAGCGAGCUACGGGAGCAAGGCUACUACGACAACACGGUGCUCAUCUACUCCUCAGACAACGGGGGUCAACCUCUCUCUGGGGGCUGUAAUUGGCCCCUGCGUGGAGGCAAAGGCUCCUACUGGGAAGGUGGAGUUAGAGCGGUCGGAUUCGUACACAGCCCGCUUUUGAAAAAGAAAGGAAGGGUGAGUCGGGCUCUGAUUCACAUCUCAGAUUGGUACCCAACCCUUCUGUCUCUUGCGGGUCUCCAAGUGCCUGAUUCCAGCCGUCUAGAUGGCCACGAUGUCUGGGGGUCCCUAACCAGUGACCUGCCCAGUCCACGAACUGAAAUCCUUUUUAACAUCGACCCGGUUUCACGCAGGCAUGGUGAACCCCACCCCGUGUUGCUAACUCUCAACGGCUUCGGGAUCUGGGAUACAGGAGUGCGGGCAGCCAUUCGAGUCGGGGACUGGAAGCUUUUGACAGGGAGUGUGGGCGACGGGGACUGGUUCCCCCCGCAGACGUUGCCAGGAGGUCCCCAGCAGUGGCAGGGCAUGGAAAAGAGACGAGACCAGCAAGGAAAGUCUGUCUGGCUUUUCAACGUCACCGCUGAUCCUUACGAGAGGGCAGAUUUGGCUGAGGGGCGGCCUGAAGUGGUCAAGAUGCUGUUGACCCGUCUCGCUGAGUACAAUCGGACAGCUGUGCCUCCACGCAACCCACCCGACGACCCGAUGGCAGACCCGCAGCUUCACGGAGGGGUGUGGACUCCUUGGCUUGGUGAGGAAGAUCAAGGAGAUGAUGGGGAGGAUUCAGAUAGUGGCAGCAGAAAAGGCAGAUAUAAAAGAACCUGUAGAGUCUGUAAACUCAGAGCUCUGUUCAGAAAGGUUCGUACUCGUAUGCAAAGGGCGGCUUUAUUCUUGUAGUUGUAAACAGGUACACAAUUUCGUUUUCUUGUAUUUCAGUGAACAGAAAGUGAAUUCUUGCAUUUUGUAUUCCAGUGAAUACAGAAUGGGCACUGAUGUUGCCAUGAACUACCAGCAGUAGUUCACAAUUUUGA